Messenger RNA from Oncorhynchus mykiss (rainbow trout), 3664 nucleotides. RefSeq names its product solute carrier family 9 member 8 (gene slc9a8). Gene Ontology annotation, cellular component: membrane. Gene Ontology annotation, biological process: potassium ion transmembrane transport; regulation of intracellular pH; proton transmembrane transport. The record is from RefSeq and is a predicted model, not a curated record. Gene Ontology annotation, molecular function: potassium:proton antiporter activity; sodium:proton antiporter activity. Lineage: Eukaryota; Metazoa; Chordata; Actinopteri; Salmoniformes; Salmonidae.
ACGUAAAAACUACAACUCCCUGCUAGUUCAAACAGGAAGCAGAGUUGUGAUGUGGCCAACAUGCGAUGAAACAGAAAUGGAUGUGCAAGUAUUUUCUCUUAAAACCAUCGCUUUGCUGUUUUAAAAGCAUUAUUUGAAGAAUGAAAGGCUCCGCGUAUCAUCUUGUUAUUUGUCUUUUGUUGACGUGGCCAAAUUUGUUCACGACAGAACGAGUUGAGAGACAAAAAGCGUUGUUAGAUUUGCACGACAGAGACGAUGUUGGAUUGGAACAGGAUCAUACAAUUAUUCCUGAUGACAACAAAAAAUCCUCGAGAAACGAAGGAAAUAUAGCUGCUGCCAACCCUCAACAAGACGGCCACGCAGAGCAAUCAACCAGCCUGUUAAAUGACACAGAUAACUCCAGUAAUGACACCCUCCACGCUACCACUGUGGGUGUCAAGGCAACCCCUAAGCCAACCCCGAAGCCCAUCCUGCCAGGUGCUGGGGUCAAGGCCCAGGAGGAGGAACAGUCUAGUGGGAUGACCAUAUUCUUCAGCCUACUGGUCAUUGGUAUCUGCAUCAUAUUGGUGCACCUGCUUAUUAAGUUCAAACUACAUUUUCUACCGGAGAGUGUGGCUGUUGUGUCCUUAGGGAUCCUGAUGGGAGGCUUCAUAAAGAUCAUUGAGUUUCAUGAGCUAGCUAAUUGGAAGGAAGAGGAGAUGUUUCGUCCCAACAUGUUCUUCCUGCUGCUUCUGCCGCCCAUCAUCUUCGAAUCAGGAUACUCUCUACAUAAGGGUAACUUCUUCCAGAACAUUGGUUCCAUCACACUGUUUGCUGUCAUUGGGACAGCCAUCUCUGCCUUCAUCGUAGGUGGAGGGAUCUACUUCCUAGGACAGGCUGAUGUGAUCUACAAGAUGAGUAUGACUGACAGCUUUGCUUUUGGUUCUCUGAUCUCGGCUGUGGACCCCGUAGCAACCAUCGCCAUCUUCAAUGCCCUCAACGUGGACCCUGUCCUCAACAUGCUGGUGUUUGGAGAGAGCAUCCUCAACGAUGCUGUCUCUAUCGUACUCACCAAUACGGCCGAGGGCUUUGCCCGGGAUGAUAACUCCAUGGUAACGGGCUGGGAGACAUUCCUCCAGGCGUUGGGAUACUUCCUCAAGAUGUUCUUCGGUUCCGCUGCCCUCGGAACCCUCACCGGACUCAUAUCUGCCAUUUUCCUGAAACACUUUGACCUGAGGAAGACUCCGUCUUUAGAGUUUGGCAUGAUGAUCAUCUUUGCCUACCUGCCCUACGGCCUGGCAGAGGGCAUUAAACUCUCUGGUAUCAUGUCUAUCCUGUUUUCGGGGAUCGUGAUGUCACACUACACCCAUCACAACCUGUCCCCUGUCACUCAGAUCCUAAUGCAGCAGACCCUCCGCUCGGUGGCCUUCAUGUGUGAGACUUGUGUGUUUGCUUUCCUGGGUCUCUCCAUCUUCAGCUUCCCUCACAAGUUUGAGCUUUCCUUCGUCAUCUGGUGUAUCGUGUUGGUAUUAGUAGGUCGGGCCGUGAACAUUUUCCCUCUCUCCUACCUGCUCAACUUCUUCAGAGAUCACAAGAUCACGCCCAAGAUGAUGUUCAUCAUGUGGUUUAGUGGUCUGAGAGGUGCCAUCCCCUAUGCCCUGAGCCUUCAUCUUGGUCUAGAGCCAAUAGAGAAGCGCCAGUUGAUUGGCACCACCACCAUCAUCAUUGUCCUCUUCACCAUCCUCCUCCUCGGCAGUGGGACCAUGCCCCUCAUUCGCAUCAUGGACAACGAGGAGAGCCAAUCCCGACGCAAGAGCAAGAAGGACAUCAACCUCAGCAAGACUGAGAAAAUGGGUAAUGCCUUAGAGUUGGAGCACCUGUCUGAGUUGACAGAGGAGGAGUAUGAGGCUCAGAUCUUCCAGAGACGGGACCUGAAGGGCUUCAUGUGGCUGGACGCUAAAUACCUCAACCCAUUCUUCACACGACGACUCACACAGGAGGACCUCCUGCAUGGUCGGAUCCAGAUGAAAACUCUGACCAAUAAGUGGUACGAGGAGGUCCGACAGGGCCCAUCUGGUUCUGAGGACAUUGAAGACGAGAAUGAGCUACUCUGAACCCAACACACACGCUCCUGAGUGUUGGUGAAUGGGCAGGAAGAUGAACAGAGCGUGUGUCCUGGAUUCAGAGCGUAUGAAAGGACAGGAGACUGCAGAGAGGAACGCUUGUGGAGGAAAACCACUCGUUUCUGUUUCUUCCUUGCAUGUGUCACCUGUGUGUUCUUGACCACUAAUGACUAAUUCCAUUCUCUGUGGACGACACCACUCUGCAGACCCCCCUCCCUCUUCACACCACUACCACUCCUCUACACUGGAGCACACUAUUUGAUUUGAGCCAAUCCAAAAUGCAGUGUCUGUGAUGUCUGACAAACCGGGUGAAACUGGGAACUGGCGAUCACACAUGAAUUUGCCAUUAUACCAUGUAAUGAUACUGAAAUUGUUUUGACAAUGAGGCUUUUCCAUAUGCCAACAUGUUCCUCCUCAGCUCUACACAGUAACUACAGAUAAGGUACAUGGAACAUUGAGUCGUGGCUAAAGGAUAGUGGACAAAUUCUGGCCCUUGUGUGUCUAUGUAGUUACAUUUACUUUUUUCCAAGAAAACAGAUUCCAUGUAACUGCAUUUUAUUUGAGAGGUUUUGAGGACUAGGGAUAGAAAAGCAGGUUGAAAGGAACUCCUGUGAAGAGAGUAGCCUCUAGCAAAGCAAUAUUGGAGUUACUGUUUAGUUCACCUUUCAAUGUGCUUUCACAUAUGCUGAUAACUGAUGUUCUGGUAACACAAUUUGAAUGUUUGCUUUAUAAACUACUUAUAAGCAUUAUUGCAAGAUUUUAUUUUUUUUGUAUUAUAGCAGGUAAUAUUAUAACAAUAUGUAGUUCUGAUUAUUGAAUUAUAAUUGUGAUAGUAGUUGAAAACAGUUUAUAAGCAGGAUCUUUAAUAAGGUGAUAUCAGAGUAUUUUUUUCUUCUUCAUGUGAAUCACUUUAUGAUGGAGGCAAGGCACCAAUGAAUGUCUGGGUGGCGGGGGGGGUUGAGGUCUUGUUGAGUUUAAAUUUCAUUUUAUUUGUUGCUGGGAUGAAGGCUUUUCUGUAAACUCGUGUUACACUGGGCAUUGCUGAAUAACACGAUGGUGGUAAUGUGGUAUUUUUUAUUUGAAAGAAAUUGGCUUGGAGUUAUACAUAAUACAAACAUGGCUUGUCAUGUGAUUCAUUCUUGGCUUUAGUUAUUCCUAUCCAACCCUCUCAGAUCAACGUGAAGUGCCUAGCAAUAGGGGUGAGGGGUCGAUUUGGAGUCUGGUAGUAAUGUAUAAUGCAGGUUUGUUCAAAGAUGUUUAAUGUUCAAAGAUACAUCACUUUCUGAAAGUUAACAUGAUACAUUUGACUUUGAUUGUACACACACACGCUCGCUCUCUCUCUCUGAGCAAUCUUAAACUGCUAAAGUUUCCUAUCCUGUGACCCAAGUCACAUAAUCCGACCAAUGAUAUGAUUGCUUUUAAGAGGACAACCCCAGGCAUUACUCUGGGAUUGGCAUAAAUCCAGUUUCUUUGAUAAUAUUUAUGGAAGGCAGAAGUUGUUUUAUGUUCAGAUAUGUUUUUGUCAGUUUCCUGCAAAGGAAUAUAAAAAACCCUACCUACUC